Molecule: messenger RNA, 606 nt
Organism: Cladocopium goreaui
Lineage: Eukaryota; Dinophyceae; Suessiales; Symbiodiniaceae
Source: the annotation of a GenBank genome assembly
CUCAAAGACAAGCUGCGACUGGUGCCCUGCCAUGGCAGAGGACGGAUAUUUGAGAAUAGAGGAGGGCUUUGCCUCUGCCAGCUCACCAAAGGCGCAAGGACGGUCACUAAAGGUGCAUGACCAUGCCAAGCGGCAUUCAAACCUCACCAUGAUCAACAUGGGUCUCAGCAAGCAGGUGCCCAACAAAGACAGCGCGGCACGAGACCAUUUGGCAAACGAACGCACGUUUCUGGCCUGGCUUCGCACCGGGCUUUCCUUGGCAGGUGCAGGCUUUGGAGUGAUAAAGUUCCUCCCGGGAGUCUCGUCAAACUUGAUCUUAGGGUUCUUUUUGAUCGGUGUGGGCAUUUGUGUCUUGGCCUUUGGUGCCCUCAGGUACUUUGAUGUGAUGGCAGCUCUUGAGAACGGCGUGUUCGCGAUCGAUACGGGUGGCGUGCUGCUGGUUUGUGGCGCAACAGCCGCCUUGGUUUUCUUGGCAUUGAUCAUUGGCAUCGUUCACAUUCUGCGACAUCGGUGACGGUCACUCCUGGACAUAAGCUGUCAAAAUUAGCGCAUGGCAUGACUGACACGGUCCUUGAUGCAGCACCCUUUGCAACCAUCCUGCGUGGC